AAUUAGUCAACCGCAGGCCCUGGGCAGACAGAGAAGCUGUCCAGUAGAGUAUGGCAAGAACAGUUAAGUGAUAAGAUACGUGUGAAUGAGAUCUGUGCAGAGAAAUGGUACUCCACCUCCUCGAGGUGCGGCUGGAAACCAGCCGGUCGGUAAGUCGUGUGCAGGAUGCGCGCAUCCUGCAGACACGCGGUAGUGACCGGCGGGCUAAGAGAGUACCCCCAGGGCCAGAUAGGGAUGGAGAGUGAGAAAAUUUAGGCAGCACAUUGCACCACAGUGCUGGGCGAAGACUAUCGUUCGUCGUGGGUGGAAGAUUGCUCCCAGUGCAGUAGUAAUCAAACAGCACAUUGCACGAAGGGUGCUGGACGGAGUCCAACGACCGUCGGAGCGUUGAUCUUGAUGAUCGUGCCAAGUGAAAGCUGUAUUAAAUAGGGGUAUUGGGUACUUGUUGGAAAUUGGCAACUUAUCGAUAUUUUGAGUAGUUACUUCUACAGAAGGCGUUUGAUAUGAGCGAAAAAAGUGGAAAAGCAUCUGGCUCCGGCCAACGAAAAUCACUAGAGGAAGAGAUUCAACAAAGUCUGGCUACCAGAACGGCGUGGGCUGAUGAUGCGGAGCGCGCAGGUCCAUCAAGCGAUGCUGGCACAUCAGGGGCUACAACUGACACGGACAGUCGUAAAAUCAUAUUGGAGGCUCUGGAGAAAAUCAAGAGGAAGAAGUCGCCUAAAGAAAGAGAGAAGAAGAGGACAAGGUCCGAGAAAGAACCUGAGGAGGAUAGAACACAGGAUAAGCGCUCGAGACCGGAACAUGGUAGGGGUAGCCCACAAAAGACCUCGGCACCCAAAGAGCAGCGUAAACCUAAGAGUCCAGUGAGAGAGAGAAAAACAAGGAGUGAUUCAUCCUCCUCAGAUGAUGAGGCGGAAGAAGAAGUCUUCGUGAAAACACCAGAGCGUGGUAAAGUAAUGACAUCAGCAGCGAUGUUAUUGGAUAUUGAGAAACUCUUGAAUGAAAUGGCAAAUUACACAAAGGGUGGAAACAAGAACAUGUCAAAGACGGCAUCUGAAUACCUGUCAAGGAGGAUCAAAGAAGUCAAAACCAGUGUUGUCAAACUGGGCAACUCCUUGGACGUCCUGACUGAAGGCCCAAGGAAGGAAGAGGUAAGGCCACAAAAGACGUUUGCUGAAGCUGUGAGAGUCCAGCAAAGACAAGAGACUGUAAUCAGGGUGAACAGUCUCAAAGGCAAGGAAACACCUAAAGAAUUGAGAGCGAAAUUUGAGGCCUGCCUUAGCCCAAGGAAGCAGCAACUGCAUGUGAAAAGAGUUCGAGAAGCGAAAGCCGGUGGUCUGGUGGUAGCGGUUGAGGACAAGAGGACUGCGGAUCUGAUUGAAAAAUCAAUCCAAGAGAAAAAACCGGGACUGAAGGUAGAGAAGCUUGUGAAAAGGAAACCGCGAUUGAUCAUUUUCGAUGUGCCUGUAGAAGACAGGGAAGAGCAGGUUCUUGAAGAUUUUAGAGUGCAGAACACGAAGCUCUCUAAAGAGCAUUUCAAAGAAAGUGUGAAAGUCCUAUUCAAAACUGGACAGAGAGAUAAGGAGAGAAGACACUAUGUGGUUGAAGUGGCACCUGCGGUGAGGAAACUGUUCCUCACCAAAGGUCGCCUUUACAGAGGAUAUGAAUCACACAGAGUUGUGGAUUUUGUUAGGCCUUUGAGGUGUAACAAAUGCUUGAGAUAUGGACACAUGGCCAAGUCCUGUUCGGAAGAAAGGGCUCAUUGUUCCAGAUGUGGGAAGACAGAUCAUCUUGUUAAAGAUUGUGAAAGAAGUUCCAAAGAGUCAUCCUGUGUAAAUUGCCUAAGAGAAAAGAAGCCGGGUAAUCACAGCAUUAAUGCUAAGAGAUGCCCUGUCUAUCUGAGAGCAGUAGACAUGGAAAGGAGGAGAUUCAAUCUUGAUGAUGAUUGAAGUGUGUCAACUUAACUUGCAGGGUUCCUAUGUUUGCCAAUCUGAACUGGAAAGGCUAGUUGAAGAAAGACGAUUCAAAAUUCUACUUUUGCAAGAGAUUUAUACAAUUGAAGGACAAAUGAGAGGAUUUAAUGGCUGGAAAAAGUAUACUUUUGGUGAAGACCCAAAGACUGCUAUUUUGGUGGCAGAGGAAAUUGAUUCGAUUCUGAUUCGAGAAAUGUCUUCAGAACAUAUGAUUGUCGUUAAUAUUUUGUUGUUUGAUUUUAAUGUUACUUGUGUUAGUUUGUAUUGUCAGUUUCGUGAUCCAGUAGAUAUGUAUUUGUUAAGGCUUGAAAGAGUUGUGGAUAGACUCGGAAAUGGUAAGAUCUUGAUAGGGGGGGACUUCAAUGCGAAGUCACCACUAUGGUUUGGAUCGGUCGUGGACCCGAGAGGUAUUGAGGUUGAAACGUUUAUUAUUGUUAAAGAAUUGGAAAUUUUGAACAAACCUGGACAACUAAGUACGUACAGGGGAAAUGUUGACUUAAGAAGACAGUUUGAAGGUACAAAUAUCGAUCUUACACUGAUUAAGAACUUGGAGGACUGUGACAUGGAGUGGAUUGUCACCGAGGACAGCAGCAGUGACCACCGGCUUAUAAGAAUUUGUAUGAAGAUGGAAGGAGAGAGACCUCAGAAUGUAGUUAGACCAGUAAAACGAUUUAACACGAGAAAUGCUGCUUGGACUCGACUAUCGAGAGAGAUUGCCCGUCAGAUUGGAGAACUGCAACUGGAUAUUGAAGUGGAUACUGUUGUGACAAAUUUCAUGAACUGUCUGACCAAUGUGUGUGAGCAGGUACUGGGAAGAAGUGGAUUAAAGCAUGUGUCAACAAGAUGGUGGAAUAACGAGUUGACCAACUUAAAAAGAAAUGUGAAAAGGAAGAGAAGACUAUUGCAGUCAACUCCGGAACCAGAGAGGAGAGCAUUUGUCCUGGCUGAAUAUAAAGUGCUUGAGAGAGAAUAUUUUUCAAAAAUAAGGGAGAGUAAAAGGGCCUCGUGGAGAAGUAUUGUUGAAGAGUCGAGUGAGGACCCGUGGGGCUUGGCAUAUAGAGUGGUAAUGGGAAAGAUGAAGACAAACGUGCCACUAGAAGCGAUGAGAUUUGAGAAUGGCAUUGAGAUUGAACCAAGAUUUGUAGUUUCCAGGUUGCUAAACCAUCUUAUGCCUGAUGAUGAGGUUGAUAAUGAGGAUUGGUUUCAUAGAAGAAUGAGAGGACAGUUGGAAGUGUUUGGGAACCUAGAAGAGGGUGCAGCUAUUGUGGAAGAAGAAGUGAAAACAGCCUUGUAUGGUAUGGCAAGAAAGAAGGCACCAGGUGAAGAUGCUCUCACUGUUGAAAUUAUUCAGAGUAUUUAUCCAAAAAUUAAAGAUUUUGUUUUGUGUAUGUUCAACCGUUUGUACUUCUCGGGUUACUUCCCGACCGAAUGGAAAAAAG
Molecule: messenger RNA, 3412 nt
Organism: Nilaparvata lugens (brown planthopper)
Lineage: Eukaryota; Metazoa; Arthropoda; Insecta; Hemiptera; Delphacidae
Product: muscle M-line assembly protein unc-89-like
Exons: 1
Coding region: 504-1949 (481 amino acids)
Molecular function (GO): nucleic acid binding; zinc ion binding
Source: RefSeq, a predicted model, not a curated record